Molecule: messenger RNA, 3297 nt
Organism: Caenorhabditis angaria
Lineage: Eukaryota; Metazoa; Nematoda; Chromadorea; Rhabditida; Rhabditidae
Source: the annotation of a GenBank genome assembly
AUGUCCAGAUACUCUGUACCAGUUCCUGAUUAUGAUUUCACCAUCCGACAAAAAAAUCCAUUCAUACCUCAACCGGAUUACACAACAAUCAAAUACAAUAAACCAAAAUUCCGGCCAUCCUUAAAUCAUAUCGGAACCGAAUUUUCGCAACAAACAACAAUUCCAGAAACUAUUGAACAACCUAAAGAAAAUAGAUUUUCGAGACCUCCGAAAUUGACCGAUGUUAAUUCAAAUUUUGAGGUAAGUUCGAUAUUUUUUUGCAUUUCGAAAGACAAAAAGAAAUAAAAUAAGCGGCUUAUUUAUUUUGCUCACGUAUUUAAAAAUCAAUGAUUCGUUGUAUUAUUCAAAAAGUUUUUGUUUCGUGAUUUGAAACAAUAUCAACAAGAUUUUCGAAGAAAUUUUUUAUCAAUGAGAACAAGAAGCUUAUGAGAAUAACUCUUUCGAAUAUCGAACACGUGCAUUUUUAAGACGAUUAAAGACUUUUCACACUGUUUGUGAUGUUUGAGGUCAAUUUUCUAAUAUUGAGUUCAAAAAAAUAUGAAAAUAGGGAUCGGACCACCCACGAAGAUUAAUUGAUAAAAUCUGAACGGAAACAACUUUCAAUAAGAAAAACUUUUUUCAUGUUUUGUAUUGAAAAGGCGCUUCAAAAAUUUUCCCAAUGUGCAAUAAAGUUCUUCCAGAUCAAAGUUCAUUCCUACAAAGAAGAUCAAAAAUCAGAAGAAGAUCCGCAUCCUCGUUCAACCCUUGAACACAUCAAACAAAUUGGAGUUCCAGUGAUACCCGGAAUAAUUCGUCAGCAAAUUCCAGUCUUUGAAGGUAAGCAUUUCAUUUAAUUUCCAAAUGCCCCAUAAAAAUCCUAAUCAUAAUCAUAAUUAUAUCUAUGUAAAUGUUAUCACCGAAAAAAAAACCGAAUUGCGAAUAGAAUAUUUUUGGGUGUGGAAUGAGAGAAAAACGAUGAGUGCAAUAAAAAAUUGCUUGGGUAUUGUAUUGUAAUCAGGGAAAUGGGAAUUGAUAGACGUUUUUCAUCGCCAGACUGGCGUCGAAAAUUCCAAUUGAGGCGGCACUUUUUAAUAGGUUUUUUUCGGUUUCUGUGAAAGGAAUGUGACCUGUGUUUUGAACAAAAUACGUCAAAUGACAUUUGUUUUUAGUGCAUAGGAAGUAUGAAUAAACAAAAAAACUGAAACUGUCAAAUAUUUAUCAAUAAAAUGAAGGUCAUAAACAUUAUUCUUUGCUCAAAAACUUCCAUAUAUCAAUUAAAUUAGUAUCAUCAGCCUGUCAGAAGAUGCUUGCUUGUAAACAAUUAUAAUCCCUUAAAUAAAUUGUUCUUAUCAUCAUGCAAAAAAAAAUGAUCUGGUCACACACAAUUUGAAAUAAUGCAUGUGUACGCACACGACAACAACCAAAAAAACAAGAAUUUUUACAGCCUCUGCUCCUGUUGUAUCAUCUGAACAAAAUAAAGCAUUCUUGAGACAUUUGGAAAAUCACAAAAAGUUUGACACUGUUCGCGGUGAUCGACCAUGUGAAUUAUGUGAGAUUAUGAGAAAACAACAAGAAGCUGAAUAUCAACAUCAUAGUCGGUACGUUUUUUGUUUAUUUUUUUGACUAAUCGAAUCGUAAGAAUGAGAGGCGACCGGAAGAAAUAAUGAGCAUGAAUGAAACAAUAAUCUUUUUGGAAAACAUGAAAGAUGGGGGCGAAUUGUGUUUUGUUUCAGGCAAAACUCGUGGAGUGAACAUCGAGGAAAAGUUGUCGAAUAUCAACAACCACAAUAUAAUUCCGAUACCCCACCAAGAAGAAAAAGAACUGAUGUGUAAGUUUUAUAUUUUUUGGAGAGACCUAUUUUGCGAGUCUAUAAGUUAUCAAAACUUGACAGUAAACAAGUGUUUUCUUGAUAUUGUCAAUUAUAUUUUGCUCAGAAUCAUUUUUCUACAACAUGUUUUUGAAGCUAACGACGCCUCUUCAUGAUUAGCAUGAUUCUCAUCAUUGCAAAAAACACAAAAUGUGUUAGGGAAGAUGUUAAAGUGCGAAGGGUUGUUGAUUUAUGUCACCGACAAAUAUUGGGUUUUGAGAAGUGGCAUGUUUUGUGUAUAGUGGAAAUUUUAGUUGGAAUUCUAUCUAGAAUUUUCUUCAAUCAAACUGUGUAUCAAAAUAUUUCUCAAAGUUUUUGAAAUCCAAAGUUAAAAGAAUUUGCACCGAAGGCUAUAAGAGUCAAAAAAUUAUAUUUCCUGAAAAUUUAUAAAAAUCCUCAAAAAUUCAGCCUGAGGUUUUCUUCAAUUCUUUAUUUUAUUCAUAUAAAUUUCAUUUUGCUCAGAAUCAUUUUUCUACAACAUGUUUUUGAAGCUAACGACGCCUCUUCAUGAUUAGCAUGAUUCUCAUCAUAGCAAAAAACACAAAAUGUGUUAGGGAAGAUGUGAAAGUGCGAAAGGUUGUUAACUUGUGUCACCGACAAAUUUUGUGUUUUGAAAAGUGGCAUGUUUUGUGUGUAGUGUAAUGGAGAUGUUAGUUGGGAUUGCAGCUAAAAGAUUUUUUGUUUUGAAAAUUCAUCAAACAAUUUCGCAAAGUUUUUAGAAUUUAAUUUCAGAUGUUCAAAUCUGAUGAAAUUUGAGCUCUAGAAAAAAAAAUUGAUUUUUAUUUUUAUUUAAACACUUUUUCAGAUUUAGAAUUUUUGUUCCCUAACUGUAUUGAAAAUAUGAAUAAGUUCUACAUAUGAGUCAUAACAGUUUCACAUAUUUUCUUCCAAAUGUUUUUCGUUCUUCAUUAUCUUACUUAGAAUACUUUGAUCUUCAAACUAUAUUUCUUAUCAAACAGUAGCUCAUUUUUCCUCCUUUUAACCAACCGCAAUCACACCUCACCUCAAAGAAAAAAAUAAAUACCAUUUUGACAGUUUUCCUCUUUAUUAUCACCCCACCCAACAAUAAAUUCUCAAAAACUGCGAAAAAUGUGAUAAAAACUUCUCGACACCCUCUUAUCUUCACCGAAACAAAAAAAUGUGCAUUUUUCAGUCGAUCACUUUUUCCACAACAUCAAAUCAAUGAGGAACCUGAACCGGAGCCAUUUUUUAGUAGUGAAAUGACUGCUCGAGCAAGACACAAUUAUGAGAUGAAACGGGAAGGAGAAAUUAGUAUUCGUGCAUUGGAUACUGUUGAAGUAAGAACAUCUACAUUUUCAAUAAGAACAUCCAUAGAAUUUCUUUUUUUCAGAUUCUUCAUAUGGAACAAGGAUACGCAUUAUGUAGAAGAUCAGACAAUAUUGUUGGAUGGAUACCUUCAACAGUUUUUGAUAUUCCAGCAUCCCAUUAA